This is a messenger RNA of Scheffersomyces stipitis CBS 6054, 1815 nucleotides long. It is a transcript of the gene LPT1, whose product is annotated as lysophospholipid acyltransferase. Gene Ontology annotation, molecular function: 1-acylglycerol-3-phosphate O-acyltransferase activity; 1-acylglycerophosphocholine O-acyltransferase activity. Gene Ontology annotation, cellular component: endoplasmic reticulum; membrane. The transcript has a single exon. The coding region runs from base 1 to 1815 and encodes 604 amino acids. Lineage: Eukaryota; Fungi; Ascomycota; Pichiomycetes; Serinales; Debaryomycetaceae. Gene Ontology annotation, biological process: glycerophospholipid biosynthetic process; lipid modification. The record is from RefSeq and is a predicted model, not a curated record.
AUGCCGUUCAAUUUCGUCCAACUGAAGAUAGCGGAGCUACUGCCGAUUGUAGGCUUGGAUGAGGCCAGUUUGAAGAUCCUCAUUUGUACCCUUCUCUCUUUCCCGUUUGGGGUAAUCUUCAAGAGACUUCCAGACCAAAGCUAUACAUUGAAGAACUUGUACAAUUUGGCUGUUUCGUCGUUGUACGUAUUUGGAAUUCUCAAUCUCCGAAGUGGACUUGUCACAUUGUUGAUUUCAGCCACAGGAACAUAUUUCAUCACCCGAUACUUAAGAACCAGUUCGAUGCCAUGGGUCAACUUUAUCUUUCUCAUGGCCCAUUUGUGCUACUCCCAUUUGCACACUCAAUUCUUUGUGACAUUUGAUCAGACCAAGAUUGACAUCACGGGAGCUCAGAUGGUCUUGGUUAUAAAGCUUUCUUCCUUUGGCUGGAGUGUGUAUGAUGGAAGACAGCCCAAAGAUCUCUUGACUUCCUACACAGCUUCCAGAGCCAUUAAGAAGCACCCCAACAUCUUGCCAUAUAUUGGCUACGUAUUCUUCUAUGCUUCAGUAUUGACAGGACCGGCUUUUGACUAUGCUGACUAUGACAAGUUCAUUCAUUCCACUUUGUUUGACGAUGUGCCGGAUUCUAAGCGUCCGGGUCGUAACAAGAGAAGAAUCCCCAGAAGUGGCAGACAGGCACUUUACAAAACUUUGCAGGGUUUUUUCUGGGCUUUCUGGCUAUUCCAGGUUCCUAGAUACGUCAAUCUUGAAUAUGUAUUAAGUGGUAAGUUCUACGCCAACCACAACUUCAUCUACCGUAUCAUCUACUUGUGGAUCUUGGGCUUCACUCACAGACUCAAGUACUAUACUAUCUGGUUGAUAGCUGAAGGUGCUUGCAUUUUAUGUGGCAUAGGCUACAACGGCUAUGAUGCUGAAACGGAUACCUUCAAAUGGGAUAGAGUUCAGAACAUAGAUCCUUGGGCAUUUGAAACAGGCCAAAAUGUUCAUACUUGUUUAGAAGCCUGGAACAUGAACACCAACAAGUGGCUCAAGAACUUUGUCUACUUGAGAAUUGCUAGACCAGGCAAGAAGCCUGGCUUUAAGAGUACUUUGUUCACUUUUGUUACUAGUGCCUUUUGGCAUGGAACUAGACCAGGAUAUUAUUUGACGUUCGUACUUGGGGCUGUUCUGCAAUCUUUGGGUAAGAUCUACAGGAGAAACUUGCGUCCAAUCUUCUUGGAAGCAGACGGAAAGACUCCUAAACCAACUAAGAUAUACUACGAUAUUGUUUCGUUGAUUGUUACACAGCUUCUCUUUGGUUUUAUUUCUCAGCCAUUUGUCAUCUUGGAUUUCAAGCUUUCUCUUUACUGUUGGGCUACAGCUUAUUUCUACGUUCCGGUUGUAGCCAUUGUCACGUUCUUCCUCUUUAGGGGUCCAUACGCUAAGGUAGUCGUCAAGUGGUGUAGAUCCCAUUCUGCCUCUGCACAAGUUCCUAAGGAAGCACUUGAUAAUAUUAAGCUCACUUCCAAGGAAGCAGAAAAGGUCAAGAGCCAUUUGGACAGUAUCUUGGAAAGAGAAUUCGACACAUUAGGAUUACCACCUAUUGAUGUCCUUGAAACUGUAGACAAGAAGGAAUUCGACGAAGACGUAAAGGACUUGGCCGAAGCCUGGCGUUCGUUCAGGGGCCGCAGGGGUUCUAUUAAGGAUGAUGAUUUUGAAGGCUUAAAAGAUGCCUACAACAAUUUCACUAACGAGAUUAACGAGAUCUUCACCUCCAAGAAAGAAGAGUUUAGCAAAAAACCAGCGACAAUGUCCAAGGCCAAUAAGGUCGAUUGA